AUGCUGACAGCGACUCUCCCAAAGCUCCACGAUGGUUCUAGCAGCGAGGAUGACUACAACAGAAAGAUAGAAGUUGUCUUCGACAAUGAAGUUGCCCGCCGACGCAAAUCCUCCACCGUGCUUGCGGAAACUCCUACAGUCGAGAAGCCUAAGAGAAUCCAGGCCGAACGCACGAAAUCGCAGUGCCUGGUCCACAAACUGGUCGAGAAAAGCUCAUUGGGUCAACAACCCAAAGUCGAGUCAAAGCUGGAACAGAUCGACGAAAUAGAGCCGGGUUCGAGGUCAGAUGUCAAUGGGCAGAAUCUGAGUAAAGAGGAGAUCCGCGCGACAGAAUCCCGCCUGCUCACGAAAAAACAAUUGAGUGACAUGGCCGUGAGUGUGAGGACCAUGGCCAAGAGGUUGGGUAAUCUCAAGGUGAAACUCAGGGUGCGGGCCAUCUUCCUGCUCACCAAAAUAUACGACAAGACAUUGAUUACCAAAACACGAGAGGUGACAAGAUGGUUGCUUUCCAAGGACAGACCCGUACCUUAUAUUGUAUACGUGGAGGACAAUUUGAAGGACAGCCCGUUGUUCGAUGCCGAGGGUCUCUUUGCUGAGGAUCCUUCCUUUCGAGAGCGGCUGAGGUAUUGGGAUGCCGACCUGGCCCGGAGGCACCCCCACACCUUCGACUUCGUUGUGACAUUGGGCGGUGAUGGGACAGUGCUUUAUGCGAGCUGGCUGUUCCAGAGAGUAGUGCCACCUGUGCUAUCAUUUGCGCUCGGUUCAUUGGGAUUUCUUACAAAGUUUGAUUUCGACAAUUACCAGCACAUACUCUCGCAGGCUCUUAAAGAUGGCGUGACGAUUAGUUUGAGAUUGCGGUUCGAGGGCACUGUUAUGCGCUCCAACAAGCGAGCCGACGAUGCCGAAUGCCGGGACAUUGUGGAAGAGCUGAUUGGAGAGGAAGCUGAUGAUCGAAAUACUCAUAGACCGGACCGGACAUUUGAGAUUCUCAACGAUAUCGUCGUCGAUAGGGGCCCCAAUCCGACAAUGUCGACCAUUGAGCUUUUCGGAGACGAAGAACACCUUACAACAGUUCAAGCAGAUGGAAUUUGCGUUGCAACCCCCACUGGAUCUACUGCCUACAACCUUGCUGCUGGAGGAUCGCUAUGUCACCCAGAGAAUCCCGUUAUUCUGGUCACAGCAAUCUGUGCACAUACUCUGUCAUUCCGACCGAUAAUACUUCCUGAUACUAUGGUUCUUCGACUGGGAGUGCCCUUUGAUGCAAGAUCGAAUUCGUGGGCAAGUUUUGACGGGCGGGAAAGAAUUGAACUAUUUCCGGGCGACUAUGUGACCAUCUCGGCCUCUAGGUAUCCGUUUGCUAACGUCAUGCCACCUGGACGCCGAAGCGAGGAUUGGGUCAACAGCAUUUCAAGGACUCUACAGUGGAAUUCCAGACAACGACAGAAGGCGUAUCAUGAAUGGGAUGGGGAGAAGACAGCGAAAGAAGCACCGGCAAAGAACUGA
Molecule: messenger RNA, 1503 nt
Organism: Cladophialophora psammophila CBS 110553
Lineage: Eukaryota; Fungi; Ascomycota; Eurotiomycetes; Chaetothyriales; Herpotrichiellaceae
Product: serine/threonine protein kinase
Exons: 3
Coding region: 1-1503 (500 amino acids)
Biological process (GO): NAD+ metabolic process; NADP+ biosynthetic process
Molecular function (GO): NAD+ kinase activity
Source: RefSeq, a predicted model, not a curated record